AAGGGGUGCGGUCGCUGCCGGGAGCGCACGGAGCACCAGCGCGCGGGGCGCACACCUUCGCGGGCGAGGAUCUGCGGGCACUGGCGUCUCCUUCUGCUGCACUUUUGGGAUUAGUGUGAUCUCAACUCAAGGAAAAGGAGAGAUACCAUGGCAUCUAUCUGGGUUGGAUCCCGAGGAACAAUAAGAGAUUAUCCAGGCUUCAGCCCAUCGGUGGAUGCUGAAGCUAUUCAUAAGGCCAUCAGAGGACUUGGAACGGAUGAGAAGACACUCAUCAGUAUUCUGACUGAGAGGUCAAAGGCACAGCGGCAGCUGAUUGCUAAGGAAUAUCAAGCAGCAUAUGGAAAGGAGCUGAAAGAUGACUUGAAGGGUGAUCUCUCUGGCCACUUCAAGCAUCUCAUGGUGGCUCUUGUGACUCCACCAGCAGUGUUUGAUGCAAAGCAGCUAAAGAAAUCCAUGAAGGGUGCUGGAACAAAUGAAGAUGCCUUGAUUGAAAUUCUAACUACCAGGACAAGCAGGCAAAUGAAAGAGAUCUCUCAAGCCUAUUAUACAGUAUAUAAGAAGAGUCUGGGAGAUGACAUUAGCUCUGAAACAUCUGGUGACUUCAGGAAAGCUCUGUUGACUUUGGCAGAUGGUAGAAGAGAUGAAAGCCUGAAAGUGGAUGAACAUCUGGCCAAAAAAGAUGCCCAGAUUCUCUAUGAUGCUGGCGAGAACAAAUGGGGCACAGAUGAAGAUAAAUUCACUGAGAUCCUGUGUUUAAGGAGCUUUCCUCAACUGAAACUAACAUUUGAUGAAUACAGAAAUAUUAGCCAGAAGGACAUUGAGGACAGCAUUAAAGGAGAAUUAUCUGGGCAUUUUGAAGACUUACUGCUGGCCAUAGUUCAUUGUGCGAGGAACACACCUGCGUUUUUAGCUGAAAGACUGCAUCGAGCUUUGAAGGGUGCUGGAACUGAUGAGUUUACCCUCAACCGAAUAAUGGUUUCCAGAUCUGAAACCGACCUUUUGGACAUUCGAGCAGAGUUCAAGAAGCAUUAUGGCUAUUCCCUAUACUCAGCAAUUAAAUCAGAUACUUCUGGGGACUAUGAAAUCACACUCAUAAAGAUCUGUGGAGGAGAUGACUGAGUCAAGAAGAUAAUCUCUGAAAGUCACCUGCUCCCAAGGUGGACUUCUCCAAUAGCUCUGCUUGCUUCUUUCUCAUAGUAUUUAAAAGUACAAACAAGUGUAAAAUAGCAACUUAUUUGCCUAACAGAAAUUUUCAUUGUUUCAUAGCAACAAUAACAGCUUAUUAUUUUAGAGCAUCUCAUUUAUAAUGUAAUUUUUAAAAAUAAAUAAAUGAAAUCUAUCAAGUGGUAUUAAGGAUCUGCUAAUACUAUCCAAACUAUAUUUCUGCUUAGGAAGUCAGAAUCUUCAUAUAGAUUUAAACCACUGCAUAUAAAGCAGGGUAAUAAAAAUCACUGCCUUUGUUAAAUGUAUGUAAUUUGUCUAUUUCUUUUUAAAGUCUACCAAUAUGUAUGGUACCUAGGCUAUCGACUAAUGGUAUUUUAAAACAUUUGUUAUAAAAUCUGUUGAUGCUUUAGUUUAUCUAUUACUUUAUUAAUCACAGUCUUUAAAAAACUAAAAAUAAAGAUGUAUGUGACUCUGUCCUAA
This is a messenger RNA of Marmota flaviventris (yellow-bellied marmot), 1644 nucleotides long. RefSeq names its product annexin A3 (gene Anxa3). Gene Ontology annotation, molecular function: phosphatidylserine binding; calcium ion binding; phospholipase inhibitor activity. Lineage: Eukaryota; Metazoa; Chordata; Mammalia; Rodentia; Sciuridae. Gene Ontology annotation, cellular component: cytoplasm; vesicle membrane; nucleus. The record is from RefSeq and is a predicted model, not a curated record.